AUGUUCCAGAUUGACCCGACCUCGUUUGAAUAUGGUAUUGUUCGGGUUGCUGCUGUGAAUGCUGAUGAACACCAGAGUUUGGGAGGGCAGUUUGGCGUACAAGGCUUUCCCACCAUCAAGAUAUUCUCAAAGAACAAAAAGGCUCCAAAGGACUAUCAAGGUCCGCGGACGUCCCAGGGUAUUGUGGACAGUGCUAUGAAUGAAAUUAGGUCUGUCGCCCAAGACCGAUCGGGUGGAAAGAAGUCAGGUGGUGGUGGAGGAGGAGGUGGUGGAAAGGCCGGUGACCCCAAGGAUGUAGUGGAGUUGACGGACAGUAAUUUUGAAGAGCUGGUCCUCAAGAGUGAUGACCUUUGGCUGGUAGAGUUCUACGCUCCGUGGUGCGGACACUGCAAGAAUCUCGCUCCGCACUAGGCACAGGCCGCAUCCGAGCUGAAGGGCAAAGUCAAAGUCGGGGCCCUGGACGCCACUGUACACACAGUCAUGUCUAGCAGAUACGGAGUGCAGGGAUUUCCGACCAUCAAGAUGUUCGCGGCUGGGAAGAAGGAUGGUGAAGCAGUUGACUAUGAUGGAGGCAGAACGGCAUCCGAUAUCAUCAGCUGGGCCAAAGAUAAACUAGCAGAAAAUGUCCCUCCACCAGACUUGUAUGAAGCUCUGGCUGCUAUGAACUCCAGAAAAAUUAAAUAUUCCUGGCUCAAGCAAGCCUUUGAUGAGAAGGGUAUUACUGAGUUUUUAAGAGAAGUCCAGUAUGGUAGAGGUUCAACCGCCCCUAUUAAAGAUGGAAAAUUACCUGAAGUAAAAACAGUUGACCCAUGGGACGGUAAAGACGGCCAACUGCCUGUUGAAGAAGAUAUUGAUCUUAGUGAUGUUGAUUUAGACGAUAUAGGGAAGGAAGAGUUGUGAUGAAAUGUGGAUGUUUUGUAUAUAGAGUAUCAUUUAUUUUUAAGAAUACAAGAUUUGUGUGAAUGCUACAUUAGUAUUUGGGCAGUUUAUGUUUACUGACCACAAUGACUAACAGUUACUUCUCAGACAGUGUUUUAAAUCAAAUGUAACCCUUUUUUUUUUUUUUUCAUGAAACACAAAUGUUUAUUUUACUACAUGCAGUGUAUAUGCCUCGUCUUGUAGCCCUAGUAGAAGUUCUUACUAUGUUGUGUUAAAAUUGUUAAGCAAUGGCAGGUAAACCCUUGCUGUCACGUGGUCAUAAUUGUUUUUUUCGAAACCAGUGAAAUACUAAUUGCUCAAACCAAAAUUGCAUGAUAAUCGCUUUAAAAAGAAAAUCUCAGGUAAACGUUUAGUUUUUUCUUUUUGAAAGUUCUGAAUGUUUUUGACUUUAAUGUAUAGUGCAAUGGUUUACGCCAUUUUGAGACUGCCUUGGUUACAAGUUGUAUUUUUUAAAUAAAUGUUAAAAACUAAACAUACCUGAACGCCAUCACAUUUUUCCCCCAAUAACUAAUGUUUAUUCAGGUUUUGCCAGUUGAGUGACUAUUUCUAUGUUAAAGUAAAAUAAUAUUUUAAUCUACUACUGAUAUUACUCCCAAACCUAAUGUUUAUUCAGGUUUUGCCAGUUGAGUGGCUGUUUAUUCCUAUGUAGAUAUGUUAAUGUAAAUGAAUCUACCACGAACAUGGUCGUGUCUGAUACUAUUUGAAAGUUGACUGAAUGUUUAACCCUGUGCUGUCUCGACCAUCAAGUGAGAUGUGUGUUCAGUUGAUAUGUGAUAAUCACGGCCCAAGGGUUUAGCUUGUCAUUAUUUCAGUAUUGGAUAAAGCUGCAAUCAUUUCCUUAAAAUCCUUACUCCCAUGGAUUGGUUUUAAAAAAUCUUGGCUUUAGAGGAUCUUUUUGGGCUAAUGCCAUACAAAUUGUAUAUGUGUGACAUCAUCGGAGCAUUUGAAUGUGGACUCUCUAGUUUUAUAAGUGUGGUCCUUGGAACAAUUUUUGUCAAGUAUUUCGCAUUAAAAAAUCCUAUGUAUUGGUAAAUAAGAUACAUGAAAAACUUCACUACUAAUAAUCUCAAUGAUUUUCAUCUUUAUGUCACAAAGAUUGUUAUUAGGGCAUGUAGUUUAAUCUAGUUUGUUUUGUUUGGGUGGUUUACUAACAGUUGUUAAAAGCGAUGUUUAAAAAAAAAAAAUCAAUAUGUCCAUGCCUUCGAUGGACUUCUUCUGUCUAUUUAGAGUUAACUUUAAUCUUUACAGAGUAUUUGGUUUUGUGCAGGUUGCUAUCCAGACUUUCACUCAUGAUGGUCGGCUUAGGUCAGACCCAAAGGACAAACAUUGCGCUGUUAGCCACUGUCUGUAAUACUAUAAUAGUAAUGAAGUCAUGACUUUACAAAAUGGCAUGUUAGUUCACCACCCACAAAUAUCUAGACAGAACCCUUGACACUGCAUGUUGGAGUGCAACCAUCUUUGUCUGCCUCCAUUUGUUCUGUACUUCUUAACCUUUCCCAUUCUACCACCCUGUCGUCUCCUCCGACCCCAUCACCUUCCCUCUUUUUAACCCAUUUUCUACCAAGUACUGCCCUGUAAGUCCUUUUUCUUGCCCCAGUCUUUAUACACCUAGGAUGUAUUGCUCAUCGUGGUGAGUUUUAUCACAUAUUUUGGGAAACACUGAGAGAGACUUUAAACUAAAAUCUGUUUCACUGGUGUAACCCCCAACUAAGCAGCAACUCCAUUGAUUCCUUCGGACUUACCUGUAUUGGCUGUCAAACGGUUCAUUACUGUUCAUUGUUUCUUAUUUUAUUGUUAUAUGAAGACUUAAAAUGUUAUACAUGUAUUUGUAAACAUCUAUAGUCUGUCCCACGGGGAAUGCCUUUUUUCAUGCUAUAGAAUUUACUACAAGUUAUUUCUGAGC
Gigantopelta aegis is the source of this 2842-nucleotide messenger RNA. RefSeq names its product protein disulfide-isomerase A6-like. The record is from RefSeq and is a predicted model, not a curated record. The transcript is spliced from 8 exons. Gene Ontology annotation, molecular function: protein-disulfide reductase activity; protein disulfide isomerase activity. Gene Ontology annotation, biological process: response to endoplasmic reticulum stress. Gene Ontology annotation, cellular component: endoplasmic reticulum lumen. Lineage: Eukaryota; Metazoa; Mollusca; Gastropoda; Neomphalida; Peltospiridae.